Colletotrichum abscissum is the source of this 207-nucleotide messenger RNA. RefSeq lists its product as uncharacterized. The record is from RefSeq and is a predicted model, not a curated record. The transcript has a single exon. Lineage: Eukaryota; Fungi; Ascomycota; Sordariomycetes; Glomerellales; Glomerellaceae. Bases 1 to 207 code for a protein of 68 amino acids.
AUGCAGGCGCGGUCAAACACGGACAUGAACCACACCCUCUCCAAGCAACGAAUUGCCGACUACACGAAAUCUACCAGCCACAGUAACAUGCAUCACAUCCACAACAAUGGCACCAGCGCGGAAACAAGCAAGGCCUAUCAUCGAAAUAAAAUGGCCCAGGCUCUGGCUCAUUUCGACAAGCAAUUCCGUUCUCAGCCACCAAGUUAG